AAAUUCUAAAACAUCAUGUGUGCAGCUUCAGGAUGUACCAUCUUGGCCUUGCAGACGCGGCUGCCCGGGGGCUUCCCGUGCCCCGCUGUGGUCAACCCCACCGUGUUCUUCGAUGUCACUGUUCAAGGCAAGCCCUUGGGGCGCAUCUCCUUCGAGCUGUUUGCAGACAAAGUCCCAAAGACGGCAGAAAACUUUCGUGCUCUGAGCACUGGGGAGAAAGGCUUUGGUUAUAAAGGCUCCUGCUUUCACAGAAUUAUUCCGGGAUUCAUGUGCCAGGGUGGGGACUUCACGCGCCACAACGGCACAGGCGGCAAGUCCAUCUACGGGGAGAAGUUUAAUGAUGAGAAUUUCGCCCUGAAGCACACGGGUCCUGGCAUCUUGUCCAUGGCAAACGCUGGACCCAACACAAACGGUUCGCAGUUUUUCAUCUGCAUGGCCAAGACCGAGUGGCUGGACGGCAAGCAUGUGGUCUUCGGCCGGGUGAAGGACGGCAUGGGUGUCGUGAGAGCCAUGGAGCGCUACGGGUCCAGGGAUGGCAGGACCAGCCAGGAGAUCACCAUUGCUGACUGUGGACAACUCUCAUAAACGUGACUUUUGCUU
This is a messenger RNA of Artibeus jamaicensis (Jamaican fruit-eating bat), 600 nucleotides long. RefSeq names its product peptidyl-prolyl cis-trans isomerase A-like. The record is from RefSeq and is a predicted model, not a curated record. Bases 16 to 585 code for a protein of 189 amino acids. Gene Ontology annotation, molecular function: peptidyl-prolyl cis-trans isomerase activity. The transcript has a single exon. Gene Ontology annotation, biological process: protein peptidyl-prolyl isomerization; protein folding. NCBI's taxonomy places the organism in Eukaryota, Metazoa, Chordata, Mammalia, Chiroptera, Phyllostomidae.